AUGGGAAACGGCUGGGACGAAGAGAACCAACACGGCCGGCCGGAGGAGCUCAUCACGAGCGUCCCCGCCGGCCUGCCGCAGCGUCCCCUCACCACGGAAGAGAAACUCGCGGCUACGCGCAUCGAUGUCGAUUCGCAGAUCCGUGAAGACAAUGGCAUCCUGUCCAAACUCCGGGAUUUCGAGGCCUUGCUCGACAGGAAGCUUGGAGUUGAGAGCGAAGCCAUCGACCGCAAACGCCCCGAGGACAAGAAGCCAGUAUCGUGGCAUUCGCAGCUGAACAUGGCGCUGCUCUGGGCGAGCGGGACGAUGAAUGUUUCUUGCUUCGCGACGGGGUUUCUCGGGUAUGAGUUUGGGCUGGAUCUGAAGCAGUCGAUCCUCAUCAUCAUCUUUGCAUCCCUCCUCGGCGGCGCGAUCAGUGGCUUCAACGCGACCAUGGGCCCUGCGACGGGACUCCGGCAGAUUUCGAUUGGGCGGUAUAGUAUGGGGUGGUAUCCAAAUAAGAUUGUCGCGGCGUUGAAUACCGUGCAGCAGAUUGGGUGGUCUGCUGUGGGGUGUAUCACGGGUGGACUGGCUCUCACGGGGGUUUCUGAUGGGGCGAUCAGUAUUAUUCCCGGAAUCAUCAUCAUCGCGGUGUGCAGUCUCGCGGUCAGUUUCGUGGGCUUGAGGGCGAUUUUGGUUUAUGAGAAGUAUGCCUGGCUGGUGUACUUCAUCAUCUUCAUGAUCAUCUUCGGCGAGACGGGACGCUACGCAGACAACACCACGCCCUCGAAACUCACCGGCGCAGACCUCUCAGGCGAAGUCCUCUCUCUCCUCGCUGUCGUGUAUGGAUCCUCCGCCUCCUGGGCGACCAUCGCGAGCGACUACUACGUCCACUACGCCGUCAACACGUCCCGCACCAAAGUCUUCCUCAUGACGACCUUCGGCAUCGCAAUCCCCACCUCCAUCGGCAUGACCGCCGGCGCCGUCGUCUCCUCGGCCUUCAACAACCGUCCAGACUGGAAAGACACGUACGAGAACAAAGGCAUCGGCUUCCUCAUCGACACCAUGCUCUACCCGCACGGAUUCGCCAAGUUUAUUCUGGUCUUGUUGGUUCUGAGCGGCAUCAACAUGAACAUCAUCAACACGUACAGCGCGGCGAUUUCCUGCCAGCAGUUUUCGCGGCCGUUUAGCAAGAUUCCGAGGUUUAUCUGGACGAUUGCGUGUUUUGGGGUGAUCAUUGCGUUGGCGUUGGCUGGGAGGGAGAAGUUGAAUGCCUAUUUGCAGAACUUCCUUGCUUUGCUCGGCUACUGGUGCACCUCCUACUUCGUCAUCGUCUUCACCGAACACGUCCUCUUCCGCAAAGGCAACUUCGCCAACUACGACCUCGAAGGCUGGAACGACCCCAAACGCCUCCCGCUCGGCAUCGCGGCGGGCACGGCGUUCGCGCUGGGCGUCGUCGCGUGGGUCAUGGGCAUGGUGGAGACGUGGUAUGUGGGACCGCUGGGCAAGUUGAUUGGAAGUUCCGGCGGGGAUGUGGCGAAUGAGUUUACGCUGGUUGUCACGGCGGUUACUUAUAUCCCCGUGAGGUGGUGGGAGUUGAGGACUUUUGGGCGGUAG
Molecule: messenger RNA, 1596 nt
Organism: Zasmidium cellare ATCC 36951
Lineage: Eukaryota; Fungi; Ascomycota; Dothideomycetes; Mycosphaerellales; Mycosphaerellaceae
Exons: 3
Coding region: 1-1596 (531 amino acids)
Biological process (GO): transmembrane transport
Cellular component (GO): fungal-type vacuole membrane; plasma membrane
Molecular function (GO): transmembrane transporter activity
Source: RefSeq, a predicted model, not a curated record